This is a messenger RNA of Acanthosepion pharaonis, 1401 nucleotides long. The record is from the annotation of a GenBank genome assembly. Lineage: Eukaryota; Metazoa; Mollusca; Cephalopoda; Sepiida; Sepiidae.
AUGAUACGUGCUACACAUUCAGACCCACUUCUUUCUUUCUUUCUUUCUUUCUUUCUUUCUUUCUUUCUUUCUUUCUCUGACAUAAUCCAGGACAUGAUCCAUUCAGAACACUUCUUUCUUUCUUUCUUUCUUUCUUUCUUUCUUUCUUUCUUUCUUUCUUUCUCUGAUACUUUUCUUCUUUUUUUCUUUUCUUUCAUGAUUUCUUUCUUUCUUUCUUUCUUUCUUUUUCUUUCUUUCUUUCUUUCUUUCUUUCUUUCUCUGAUACCCACUUCUUUCUUUCUUUUCUUUCUUUCUUUCUUUCUUUUCUUUCUUUCUUUUCUAACCACUUCUUUCUUUCUUUCUUUCUUUCUUUCUUUCUUUCUUUCUUUUCUUUCUUUUCUCAGUAAUAACACCAUCAGACCACUUUUCUUUUUCUUUGACCUUUCUUUCUUUCUUUUCUUUCUUUCUCUGGACCUGCUUUCUUUAAAACUUUUCUUUCUUUUUUCUUUCUUUCUUUCUUUCUUUCUUUUCUUUCUUUCUUUCUUUCUUAACACCAUAGGACUUUCUAUUAUACCUUUAGACCCUUUUUUCUUUCUUUCUUUCUUUCUUUUCUUUCUUUCUUUCUUUUUUCUUUCUUCAGUGCCUGCUUUGCUACAUUCAAAUUUUUUUCUUUCUUUUCUUUUCUUUCUUUCUUUCUUUCUUUCUUUCUUUCUAACUUUUCUGACCUUCUUUCUACAUACAUUAACUUCUUUCUUUCUUUUCUUUCUUUCUUUCUUUCUUUCUUUCUUUUCUUUCUACUUUUCUUUCUUUCUCAGUAAACACUAUUUUUCUUUCAGACCCUUUCUUUCUUUCUUUCUUUCUUUCUUUUCUUUCUUCAGUGCCUGCUUUCUUCAUACUCUUUUCUUUCUUUCUUUCUUUGUUUCUUUCUUUUCUUUCUUUCUUUCUUUCUCAGUCCUUUCUUUGCACACCCUUUCUUUCUUUCUUUUCUUUCUUUCUCUCAGUGCCUGCUUUCUACCACACCCUUUAACUUCUUUUCUUUCUUUCUUUCUUCCUUUCUUUCUUUCUUUCUUUCUUUCUUUCUUUAGACAUGAUCCAUUCUACAUACCCUUCUUUCCUCUUUCUUUCUUUUCUUUAACACCAUUUCUUUCUUCUUCUUUCUUUCCUUUCUAUGAUUUCUACAUGCUACACAUUAGCACUUUUCUUUCUUUUCUUUCUUUCUUUUAUUUCUUUCUUUCUUUCUUCAACCUUUUUUCUUUCUUUCUUUCUUUUCUUUUCUUUUCUUUCUUUCUUUUCUUCAGUUCUUUCUUUGGUAGUCAUAGAGACAUAGUCAUGCUAACACAGACAACUUUCUUUCUUUCUUUUUUCUUUUUCUACAUUUCUUUUCUUUCUUUUCUUUUUCUUUUCUUUCUUUCUUUCUUCUGA